AUGGGUAGCAUAGAAGAGACAGUAUUCAGGCCGAAGAAGUAUAACACUGAGCUCACCGACUACUCGACAGUUCAUGCCGAUAAAACUGGGCCAUAUGCCGAAAAUCUCGAGGUCGAUGCUUUGGUCGUCGGUGCCGGUUUUGCCGGUAUCUUUAUGCUCAAGAGCCUUCGCGAUCGCGGCUUGAAGACGGUUAUUUUCGAGGCCGGCAACGACACGGGUGGCACCUGGCGAUGGAACUGCUACCCCGGCGCCGGAGUCGAUUCCGAAGUCCCGGAGUACGAGUUCCCCUGGCCCGAGGUAUACAACACGUGGAACUGGCCCAACAACUACCCGGACUACAAAAAUCUGCGUGAUUACUUUGACCACGUCGAUAAAGUAGUUGGCGUCAAGAAGGACUGCGCUUUCAACACCGUUGUGGUUGGAGCCCAGUUUGAUACGAUCGAGGGCAAAUGGAAUAUCAAAACUGCAGAUAGUCGUACGACCAAGGCCAAGUAUCUUGUCCUUGGAACCGGUUUUGCCGCCAAGCGCUAUAUUCCUCCAUGGACCGGCAUGGAUAAAUUCAAGGGUGUCGUGCACCACUCAUCCUUCUGGCCAGAGGAAGAAAUCGAAGUGAAAAACAAGCGCUGUGCUAUCAUCGGUACCGGUGCCUCGGGUGUGCAAAUUACGCAGGCAUGGGGCCCAAAGGCGGGCGACCUCAAAGUCUUUCAACGGACUCCCAACCUCGCUGUACCCAUGCGUAAGCGCAAUCUCACUGUUGAGGAGCAGGAGCGCAUCAAACCAUACUACCCAGAGCUGUUCCGGUACCGCGAAACCACCUUUGCCGGCUUCCUGUAUGAUUGGUGCGAGCGCAACACCUUUGACGACACACCCGAGGAGCGGGAUACCUUCUACGAGAGUGUCUGGAACGAAGGUGGCUUCCGCUAUUGGGUUGCUGUGUACAAAGAUAGCUUAAUCAACCCCGAAGCCAACAAAGAGACGUACAAUUUCUGGGCGAAGAAGACCCGUGCUCGUAUCGGUGACCCCAAAGCAAGGGAGUUACUUGCGCCCCGGGAGAUGCCACACUAUUUCGGAAUCAAGCGGCCGUGUCUUGAAAAGACCUAUUAUGAGCAGUUCAAUCGGGAAUCAGUGCACCUAGUUAACAUCAAGGAUAACCCGAUCAAGGAGUUUACCGAGACCGGUAUCACCCUCGAGGACGGAACCCACCAUGAACUUGAUGUCAUUGCUGUUGCAACUGGAUUUGAUGUCGUGACCGGCGUCAUGACCCAGCUCGGUCUGAAGAGCAUCGACGGCGCCGAGCUCGAGAAGGAGUGGAUACCAGGCGCAAAGACCUACCUCGGUACCACCGUGAGCGGCUACCCCAAUAUGUUCCACAUCUACGGCGCACAUGGCCCGACGCUCUUGAGCAAUGGCCCCACGUCGGUCGCGGUGCAGGGCCGUUGGAUUUCCGAUGCCAUUGCCAAGAUCGAGGCCAAUAACAUCAAGUAUAUCAAUCCCAAGAUUGAGGCCGCUGAUAAUUGGAAGAAUCAUGUUGUGAAUCUCAAUAACAGGACCCUAUUCCCCACGACGCAGUCCACGUACAUGGGUGGCAGCAUCCCUGGCAAGGUCUUUGAGCCAGUGUGCUACUCUGGUGGUAUCCCCGCUUAUGCAAGCGAGAUUCGACAAGCCCUAGAUAACUGGAAGGAGGGAUUCGACGUCGUCAAGGCUUGA
Penicillium robsamsonii is the source of this 1707-nucleotide messenger RNA. RefSeq names its product flavin-containing monooxygenase. The record is from RefSeq and is a predicted model, not a curated record. The coding region runs from base 1 to 1707 and encodes 568 amino acids. Lineage: Eukaryota; Fungi; Ascomycota; Eurotiomycetes; Eurotiales; Aspergillaceae. Gene Ontology annotation, molecular function: NADP binding; N,N-dimethylaniline monooxygenase activity; flavin adenine dinucleotide binding. The transcript is spliced from 4 exons.